AUGGGUAACCAUAGUUCACCAACUCCUCUCUCUAGCUCUCAAGAGUCGUCUACCAUCACAAGGAUUAGAGAUUUUCUUAGGAUGAACCCGCCAGUCUUCACAGGGUCUAAGGUUGAGGAGAAUCCUCACAAUUUCAUUGAUGAGAUAUGGAAGAUCCUGAAAGAGAUGCAUAUUACCGAGAUUGAGGGUGUUGAGUUGGUUUCCUACCAACUCAAGGAUGUGGCGAAUGUGUGGUAUGACCAGUGGGAGCAGAGUCACAGGGAGGAUGCUGGACCUACAGUUUGGGAUAAGUUUGAAAGUGCUUUUCUUGACCACUUCUUUCCCCAAGAGCUAUGGAAAACAAAAGUUGAGGAGUUUUUGAACCUCAAGAAGGAGAGCAUGACUGUAAAGGAGUAUAGUUUGAAGUUUAUUCAGUUGUCCAAAUAUGCCCUAGAAAUAAUUCCUCAUAUGAUGUCUAAGAUGAGAAAGUUUGUCUCGGGCCUAGGCAAAUAUAAUGAGUGUCCUUCAAAGAGACAGGGAGAUAGAGGUAGUAGAGCUCUGUUUUCUUCUACAACACCACAGAAUAGAGGUAAUCAAAGAGAUGCAUCUUCAGGUGCAUGCAGGGGAACAAACUCUCUGUACGCUAUGGGUAGUCGCCAAGACUAA
Messenger RNA from Solanum dulcamara, 645 nucleotides. RefSeq lists its product as uncharacterized. The transcript has 2 exons. The record is from RefSeq and is a predicted model, not a curated record. NCBI's taxonomy places the organism in Eukaryota, Viridiplantae, Streptophyta, Magnoliopsida, Solanales, Solanaceae. Bases 1 to 645 code for a protein of 214 amino acids.